Molecule: messenger RNA, 15174 nt
Organism: Porites lobata
Lineage: Eukaryota; Metazoa; Cnidaria; Anthozoa; Scleractinia; Poritidae
Source: the annotation of a GenBank genome assembly
AAGGCGAAGUGUGUUAAUCUGCCUGUUAAUAAGUUUGCAGCUCGGUUUACACGCUUAAGCUUGCAGGAAAUUUCUCUAGGCCAAUUUCCGGCCAAUGGCAAAUCAGGUAAUCUAGUUUACUGACCAUCUAAUCUACCCUUUCUUCGUAACUGCUGUGAAUGUUGUGAUAUAUGAUGUAACACAACUUACAGAUGCUAAAGAAUUAAGUUCUGUCGUUAUAAACUAAUACUAGAAAUACGUUAUCGCAAAAAUCUCGCGAAGCUUUAAACGGUCCGCAGUAAGAAUAAACGGAAACAAACCAAAGGGUAAAAAUAAGAUGAAAGAAAAAAACCGCAAAAAAACCCUGCAAAUUCCACCGUCGGGAUUUGAACCUUCAACUUGGCCCAACUUACUCCAGUGCAAAAAGUGAGGCCUCAGACCACAGGGCCACGUGGCCAUUACAAAAUUACUAUCCUCUGCCAUUCGCACUGUUUGAACCUUGUGGUGCUGUAUUUAUCAUGAAUUCAAAGAUACAAUUGAGGAAAAAUAGCUUAAACGAGUAUUUCAGAGCCAUUUUGCAUUAUUUCCGUGUUUAUUCACUCUGGGGCUUUAUGACGGCCACUCAAUGAACGCACUCGUCAUUACUGCUCUCGCUGAUGUUCAGGUUGCCAUUUUUUUGAUGUAAAUUCUUCCGCGGCAAGGAUUUCCAGCCACUUGUCGAAUCGGGCACUGUGUUUGCAGCCCGCUGUUAUUUGCCUCAGAAAUACUUUGUGAUUCACCAACUUACAGUACAUAAACAGCUAGAGGAUGAAUAAAAUUAGCCCUAGUUGGUGGCUAACCAGUUGUGUUGUCUGGAAACCCAAAGUGCACGAUGAUGUCAUGCUGAGUGGCGUCUUUUAUAGUUUGUUUAUGAUGUGAAGUAUACAUGAAAUAAUUCAUUAUGGUUUGUUGCUAGGUAACUGCAGAUACCAAACCGAUAGAAAGAAAGAUUUAUGACCAAAGCAAAAUCACACUCCACUUGCGAUCCUCACGUGUGACAAAAAUAAUUAUAAAGUUGCUUUGCCCACGGCCUGGCACAGCCGUUUUUACGCUCCUGACCCCACAAACUUUUGGAGAGGAGGAAUCCUGUCAAAAAAUUGUGAAGAAUUUUUCUUUCAGGAAUUCCUAAAAAAUUAUUUGAAUUAAGGCCUGGUUCCGACGCCGAACUUUUCAUGAGCUGAACCUAAUACAUUGAAUUAAGUACAUGAAAAGUUUGGCAUCUGAAUCAAUUACGAACGCCUGAUUCAAUUUGAAAAGCUCAGCUGUUCUUUUUGCCUAGCCCAGCCAGGAAUUUCGCCUUUAUACCAACUUUGGAACUUUGGAACAGCUUAAAUCACAAGCUGGACUUUUCAUGUACCAAACCUAAUGCAUAAAUUAAUGUAACAUAAUUAUUUUGUAAGCGAAUUGAAUGAAAUGAGCAUUUUUCACCUUUUGAACUUGGUUCAGCUGCAAUUAAGAUUGGUGUCUGAAUCAAUUCAGCUGGUCUAAAUAAUUUGGGUUGGCCUUAAUUCAAAUUAGGUUCGGCUCGUGAAAAGUUCAGCAUCUAAACCGGGCCUAAAGGCAUAAUAAUUGAACUCAUUAUUAUUUUUAUCGUACUACUUUCAGGUUUUUGGGUUCAACUCAGAAAUAUUAUGAGGUUUUAUGUGGCUGCUGUUUUAGCCAGUCAAUGACACAUAGAUUUGUGCGGCAAACAGAGUCAUGUCAUCACGUUCCAAAGACUAUGACAUCUCUUACAAAGUCCUGCUCAUUGGAGAAUCUGGUGUUGGCAAGACCUCCCUGAUCAAAAGUUAUUCUAAACCAAAUGAAGCUUUUACUCCAUCCCUUUUGUCUACUGUUGGUAAGUGCAAGUUUUCUUGUGACUCCUUAUAAAACCAGGAACCGUAAAAUACAUGUAUUUGCAUCCUGUACCUGUGACAAAAAUGUGCUGCAUUAAAUGAUACCUUCUCAGCAACAGGUUUUGAAAGGUGAAGAUUAUAAACAAUAAUUGGAUAACGUUUUUGUGAUAUCCAGAAUAAUCAAGGUUGGGGAAAAGUGUUAUCAGCCCAGCCAAAGGCCAAGGCAGAAACCAUUUACCAAGAUUUUGAUUAUUAAAGAUAUCACAGAAACCAAUUCCUUUGUUUAAGAAAAUAACAGCAAACACAUUGUCACAAGGAACUGAAUUGACAAUGGUUUUGGAAAUCGUUCAUUAUUAUAUUUUGCUCGUGUAUGCAAACUACAGAUUAGUCAGUCAUCUGCUAGCAGAUAAGGAUCAUAACAAAGUUAUCUUAGGUUGUGCUAUCUCCGAAAUCAACUGUAGACUCUUAGCCAAUGAGAAAACAGAUAGUAUUAAAGUGCAAUGUAUAAUAUUGAUAUGAAUAACAUACAUGUACCAGUAGAUUUUCCUGCCCAAGUUUCCAGUGAAAAGAGUCAGUGACCCAGCUGGGAUUGGCCCCUUUCUGUUAUAAGCAGGUACAGUGUUGCCAAGCUGUGCAUUUUCUUGUUAUCCUUCUUCAAGUGUGAAAAUUUCCCCAACAUUAACAUGUCCAGUCACUAUAGAGCCAUAUACAGUGUGUAUACUCUCCUUAUGCAUCUAAUCUCCUAAGAGGUCAAAAUCUCUCCAUCUUCUGUUUAGGACUGUUCAUUUAACUUUUUAUGUUAGUGUGGUUAGAGAAAAGAAAGGGGGCUAUUUUGACUUGUUUUGCACAGCUUUUAUGAUACCCUAUUGAGGAAAAGUUUCCAUAAGCAGACACCUUCUAUAAGAGACAUCUCACUGCAGCCUAUCAAUUUUACCAAGAACACGGCAUUUUUAAUCUUUCAUGAGCAGAAAACUCUUGUAAGCAGUCACAGAUGCCAUUUUCAAGUUCAUUUGAGCAUACAAUAAAACAAAAUAAUCCAGACAAAAAUCCAGUGCAACUCUUGAAGGAUGUACUUUAAAUGGUUGUGCCAGUGUAGUUCUGUCAUUAUAGACAGUGUACCUCAAAAGUUAACAGAAAAUCAAACCUUUUAUCUUGGCUCCUUGUAGUGCUUGAUAUUUAAUAAUAAUUAUUACUUAUCAUUAGGGGACUCCCUUCAUUUAAAGUAUGCACCUGUGCCUGGUCCCAAGAAUAUCUGUUGUAGGCAAAAUAAACGUUCUCAGGUUAAACUAAUACCAUGCAAUCUUGAUUCAGAACUUUCUUUGUUUCCUAGUCAUAAUCAUUCAUAGGAGACAAAAGAAACUAAGAUAAGUAUAUAAGAUAAGAAGAUAGGAUUAACUUUAUUUAGUCAUGCUAGCCUAAACCAACAUAAGCUGGUUCCAUUAACCCAAAACAUAUCUGACUAUUGAUAGGCGGUUAGGCUCAAAUAAGAAAAAAUUGAACCAUACAAUGGAAGGCCAAAGAGCUUUUACUUACAUAGUUGUAAACAGUUACUUUUUGUUAAGGAAAACUUCAAUAAACUGUCACACUCUUAGCCAAAAGCUAAAACUAAACAAAAAGUAUUUUCAGGGAUUGAUUUUGCGAGUGUCAUAACCAUUGUGGAUGGAGUGCGGGUCCAAUUACAGAUAUGGUAGGUACAUCUCUGCUGUGUUAGGUUAUUGCAAAUACUGAGAAAUUUAUUACCCUUUGACUAUUGCUGAGGUUUUGAGGAUGGUUAACUCCGUCCUUCUACGUAGUAGAAGACUGCCACGUUAUAUUAUAAAGAUGUGUUGUAGGUAAAAAAAAUGGUACAUUUGGAAACAUUUAGGCCAGUUUAUUUUCCAGAUUCCUUAACAUACUAAUUAUGCAAAAUAAAGCAUCACAGAAUUUAAUGUCAAAUGGACUGAAAAUUUUAAACACCUUCACCAACCCUUCAUAACAAUUUUAACUAGGAAUUUCCACUCCACAACCACUUUGAACUUCUUGGAGAUCACAGAGAGGUUUUGUAAGCCGGACUUGAUGGUUUAUGUAGUACACAAAAAAAUUUUGAAGUUAGAAGAUUCUGAAGAUUAGGAAAUCAAAGAAACUAUUCUGGCUAUUUCUUAAUUUCUCUUCAGGUAGCGUGCAUAUGUUUUCUUACAAUGAAACCAUGCAGAACAUAUUGUUAACAACUGAUUGUUGUAACCAUAAUUUUAUGGGUUCUUUCCGAGCAAACUUUGAUAAUUUUGUUAGUUGUGUUUUUUCCACAAUUUAGGGAUACAGCGGGGCAAGAAAGAUUUAGAACAUUAACUUCAUUGCAUUUUAGGGGGACAAAGGUAAGAAUUUUCACAUGAACACUAGCAUGUCUUACCAAACUCAGUAUUGUGAACAUGUUUAACCCACGUGUUUGGAACCAAAUUUCAUCUUGUCAUGGUUAAUUCUGCCAUGUUAAAAAAGAAACCAGUAUUUUCUCUGUACUCUCUCAUGGUACAAGUAUGACAUUGUGGGAGGGUGAAACACCUCACAACUGAGGUAACCUCUUGUAAAUGUAACACAACCAUGAAGUAGAUCAAUGAUGUGAGUGUCCUCAUGUUCUUUUCUACAUGUACCACAGGCUAUAGCUGCCACUAAUUCAGAAUUUAUGCAGCUCUGUGAAUGUUCCUUGUGACUGGUUGUUCUACAAUACCAUACCAUACCAUAUGAUAAGACUGAUCAAAUAAUCCAAUAAGCACUCAUAAAGCUCUCGACUGCUGAAUUUAGGACACUGGUGAAUUUCUUGGGUAGGUGGCAAGGAGAUUACUUUAGACAUGUGUACCUCAGGUUUCCUGUGAGCCUCUGCUAUUUUGUUCUGCUCGAAAGGACAAGGCGCCCGGUCAGUCAAAUGCCAGAAUCACCCAGAUUUCAACAUCACUAUGAGAUGGCCAGCCCUCCUAACGUGGGCUCUUUGAACAGAGCAUGAACACUUAGCAAGCCAGCUAUAAAGAGGACCCCAGUGUCAGGGACUUUAUCAUGCUUGGUGAACCUCAACAGUUCUCUGAGGCAGUGCAGGUGUAAGCAGUUAAGUUUUUGGCAUGGUGUUUAUAGACUGUCCAUGUCUCACAGGUAUACAGUAGUGAGGACAGUACGACUGCCCUGUACACCUUUAGUGUCAUUGUCAGUUGGAUGCCUCUCUUUUCCCAAACACUUUCACAAAGUCAUUUGAAAGCAGAUCUUACCUUGGCACUGCAUGAGUUGGCAUCUUUGUUGAUGAUGGCAGGUCGAGAAAGUAUGCUGUGUAGGUACAUGAACUUGUCAAUAACCUUGAGGGUUUCCUCUUUGACAGUGAUGGCUGGUACUACAAACAUCUUCUACAGAACUGGCUGGUAUAGAAUGCCAGUUUUCUUGGUACUAAUUGAAAGCCCAAAGUUGUCGCUAGCGGUAGAAAAUCAGUCUAUGCUCAGCUGCAUCACGGUCUUAGUGGCAGCAUUAAGGGGACACAUGUGAACAGACAGGUGGCUCUCUUCCAAACACUGAAUAAAGCGGUUGAGGAGGACUCUUGCAUGGAUCUUGCCAGUGAUGACUAGCAGUAAAAUCCCUUGGUGAUUGUCGCAUAAUUGCCUGUUCCCUUUUCUCUUGUAGAGAUAAACAAUGGGGGCAUCUUUGGGUUUUUGAGAAAUGACCUCCUACUGCCAAGUGGAUUGUAAAAGCUUGGUGAACUUGGAAAUAGGACUGGUCCUCCUUCCUUGAAGACUUCAGCAGAGAUGAAAUCUGCUCCACAUACCUUUCCAUUGGAAAGGGAAUUGAUCGCUUUCCGAAUAUCUGAUUCUAUGGUUGGCUCUGACAAGGAAUUGUUGAUCUCCUCUUGAGGUAACGUACAAUAGCUUGAACAUUGAUGAAAGAGGGCCUAUUUAGGACACUGUUGUAAUGUUCCACUCGUGUGACCAGGAUGGUAUUCUUCUCAGUGAGUAGAGAUGUCCUGUGAGCUCCAAGUAAUAGUGAUGUGCCAGAGGACUGAGGUCCAUAGAUGGUCUUCAGGGCAUCAUAGGAGCGUUAAAUGUUGUUGCUGUCCAUGUAGACAGUAGUGUUAAAUCUCAUUUUUUUGCAAAGCGGGUGUCUUGCUUCUCUCUGAGCUUUGUCUGUACUUUCUUUUGGUGGAAUAGUAGGCUGCCCUCUUAGAGGUAGAGCUGCUGCCUUGUUGAUGCCCUCUAAGUGCCACGCUUCUCAUUCAGCAGCUUUUAGAUUUCCUCAUUGUUCUCAUCAAACCAGUCUUGAUGUUUGCCUGUAUUCCCAUCAAGAUAAGUGAAUGCGGUGUGGUAAGCUGUACCUCUGAGCCUUACCCUCAGGCUGUCUUUCUCUACUCCAUUUGCUCCUAGGUCGAGCUGGCUUAGCUUGUUGUCCUUUUCUUUGCAGAAGUUGGAUGGAAUGCCAUUCUAACUUGGUGGCUUUUUUGCAGCUUGUUCGUCAUUUUCCCAUGUGAGUGCCACCUGAGCAGGAUGUGCACGUUGAGUUUUGAGAUUAGUCGUCAUGAGUUUAGCAGUCUGCGUCGCAAGUUGCUUUUGUCACUGUAACGUCCUGCCUAUCUCUUCUCCUGUCGAUAACAUAAACUGUGUUGCUGAUCAAAAGGUUUUUUUUUUUUUUUUUUAAAAAAACCAGGUCUUCAAAAGUAAUAGUCUGUUACCUUCGCAUUUUCCUCCUAAUGACUCCCUCACAGGUCUUGUAGUAAGUGCACACUCUAGCAUUUAAUUUAAAGUCUCCAGGAACAACGACUUUUUGUCCUCUUUUGGUAUGCCUUCUAUGAUGUUUUCCAAAUGCUCGUGGAGUUUAUCAUUGGUCUCCUGGAUUCGUCAUUGUUGGUGCAUAUGCACUGAUAAUGGUGGCGUGGAGUCAUGAGGUAAUCAUUGAAUCUUUUGGAAAGGUUGGUACGCUUACCGAUCGCAUCAUUUCUGAGAGAAAAACCCUCUCCCACUUCACGACGUUCUUCACUGUUGCGACCGCUCCAAAAAAGGUGUAGCCAGACGAAUUUUUAUUUGAUAAGGUGUUCUCACUCAGUGCAGCGAUAUGAAUGUUGCCCCCGCCGAGUUCUCUUGCAGUAAGUGCUGUCUGUCUCUCAGGUCAGCUUUGAUGCUGUCUAUGAGCAUACACACGUUCCAUGUGCCAAUGGUUAGUGAUGUCAAAUUUUUUUAAACUUGUAAUUUUGACUGCAUAGAUGGCAUUCCCUCCUACCUUGCUAAGCAAGCCAAGGUGGAGUGACAAGCCUAUGUUUGGGGCGUCUUUUCUUGCCCUUUCCUCAGGCCAUGGAGGUGAGCAGAGGGCUAAAGUGAACUGUUCAGACACCCUGGGGAUGCCGAACGGCACUGCUACUUUAGUCUUGUAGAGAGCAACCUAGUGCUGCAUGUGUAAAGGUUCUGUGACAAAAGCUCUCAGUUAAUUCACACCUGCUUCUUCGCCACUCCCCCAUCGCCACGGCUUAAAUGAUUUGGGGGGAAGGUUUUGUCUUGACUUCCCCGUGAAUAAGAUUCAAGUAGGGUAGAGGUUCACAGUGUUGUCAGCCUCGGUCUCUGGUUCUGAGUUAUCUGGGCCCAACAGCAGGACAUAAUCGAGACCACUGGAUAUAAAGCAGGAUGCAGUGGAUGCCCACCAGGUCUGAGUCUGUUCAACUGUGCCCUUUGCAAUUCACAGCACCAGGAUGCUGACUGUUGGCUAAUAACGAGCUCAUUCGCCGGUUUUGCAUUUCGUCCUUCACCCUCCUCACGAGCAUAGAGCUGAUGGGGGAGCCGGUUUAAGUACUGACCACUCAUCCAUGCCAUACGAUACGAUACGAUACAUUCACAUUUCAAACGUACAAGGCAAAUAUUUUAAAACAUAUUAAUUUGGUACAGGGUUCAGAAAUAAGUUAAAUAUAUGUACAUAGUAAACACUCAAGUUACAAAUAAGUAAGUGCCAGUAUGGUUUUGGAGUUAGACACUAGUCACUUAAUGAUACCUGUCAAGCGUAAGCGUUGGUACACAAACAAGAAGAUGAAGCCAGGAGUAAGUACGUAUAGAAAACGGAAAGCAAAAUAUAAAUAGGCAACCCGCCCAAUUUAUAUGAAAAGAAUACAUUGUCGAUAAGUUGCCAUCGGUCAGUCCAAAAAUUAUUGUAAAAGAAGAUAUUAACAAUUGACAUUCUGUUAGUUAGCAUAUCAAAGGAUAUGAUCGGUUUAACCAAUCAUUGUUUCAUUACAGGGCAUAUUGCUAGUGUAUGACAUCACAAAUAUUGGCUCUUUUGAUCAACUUCAGUACUGGGUGAAUGCAAUGAAUAAGGUAUAUGUUGAUUAAGUACCCCUUACCUCCUAAAGCACGAAAAAAUAAUAAUAAUAAUUUAGUUGGGGCACACUCUUCAGAGCCAAAUCAUUCCACCAGGGCAGAAUCUUGGAAGGUCUAAUGAUUCAACAACUGAAGCCUAUUGUAGCUUGAAUAGGCAAGUUAACUCCUACGUUGCGAAACUUUUCCCAUCGGCAUAAAUUACGUAAGGAUAUAAAAGAUGCCAUUAGCGGAUGGUAUUUUCUUACCCCGAUGAUCAGAUAGUGUCGGAAAUGUUUGGAUUUUAUCUGUUUAAAUAUACAUUUUUAGCCUUGUAAAUAGCUCACUUACAGCAAGGAGCUCAAAAGUGUGAUUUCCUUUAAUUAACUCACAUUCUUUCAUGCAGACAUUAACCAAUCAGAAGUCGAGGACAGUUUUCAGCUGGCUUCUGAUUGGAUUAAAUCUGUACAAAAGAAUGUGAAUAAAUCAAAAGCGGUCACACUUUUGGGCUCCUUGCUGUAAUGAUAAUAGUAGUAAUAAUAAUUAUAGUUAUAUUAAUAAUAAUUAUAAUAAUAAUAAUAAUAAUGAUAGUGAUAAGUAUGUGUAAUCAAAUGGUGCCUAAAGGCUCGGGAAAUUAUCAGCGUUUGGAAAAAACGCGCAUGAGAUUAUUUGCUAAUUUCACGCGUAUACCAUUUGAUUACCCAUUAACAUCAUGGGUAACGAAUUACGUUAGCAAUCGCGAAUUUUUGAUGUGUUUAUCCUGGAUCGUAUCGAUCGAGAACUCCACUCUCUCAAAUGCUUAGACCUUAAUGUCUUAAGGUCAGAAUUUUCAGAAUUUUUCGACAAAAUACCUAUUAGAAUCCUUCUUCAUGUGCUCUUUUGUGUGUUCAGGUUUUCUGAAGUGUCUUUUUGUGCUCUGACAUAUUCAUUCACGGCAUUUUAAAACUUCGUCGCCGUCUUGACACUGAGACGUACGGAAGGUUGCCAUCGCAAUUUUGUCAUUUCACAUGUGAAAUUACAAAUUAACGCUGAAAUGUCACCUAUGAUAUUAUGAUAAAAAUUGUGAGUAGAAAGGAGACAAGUAUUAGGAUCAAUCAAGAACGGUUACUGCAAUACUAUUUAUUUGUCGUUUAAUGUUACAGCAUGAUCUCAUGUAUGAAGAAGUUGUUAUAGUUGGCAACAAGUCUGAUUUUGAGAAACAUAGAUGGCAGGUAGACACUCAAGCUGGGCAGGAGGUAAGCGCAGCAAAAUUCACUUCUACAGGACGUGGUUCAAAAAGUCGAUAAUUCUUUUACUGUAUGCGCGCUUUAGUCAGUUCGGGCGGCUGAAAAUUUCGCUGUACGGAACGCUUACUUCAAAAGUCACGUUUCUCUCAAAAUUCGUGUCAGUUUUUGCAGUUUUGGACUACGCGUUUGUUACGAGUUAAAUGUUUUUUUGCCGACUAAAAGCCACCCUUUCAGAAGCCAAUAAAAGUUACCCGUGGAUAGGAUUUGGCCCGAGUAAACCGUCAAUAGCCGUUCCGCUUGAAUUGAAACCUUGCCCUCUCUACUUAAACUCAAAGAUGUAAUAACUAUCUUGAAAGCCUCGUUUUCUCGGUGUGAAACGUAAGUGGCGGAACUCUUUAUGUUCAUUCAAUUCCGGGAGUAACGUGGUAGAUCCAAAUGUUAUGCGUAUAUACUUGCAGAUUGCUUAAAGAGGGACUAGACUAUAGCUUAGUCAGAUUGCAGAUUAGUACAUGUGCCAAAUACGGAAACCGGUCGUUUCGGUACGAAUUUAAGCAAUGAGACUGCACAACAAUUUCGAACACAUGAAGUAGUGUCCCUUUGCUUAUCAAUGGCAGUUAUAUAACAGCUGUUGAAACUGACACCUCAUGAAAUGGCCCCAAAUCGACCCGAUACCAGCAGAAAACGAAAAAAGACAAACAAGUGACUUAAGGUUAGCGAUAUUUAUUGAAAAACUAAAGAAUAAUUGUAACGUUAUUUAUUUUACCAUGAGAAUUGCAUAUUUUCUGCGCGUACAAAUCCUCAUAUUUUCGUUUUUGCGAAAUGUCAUCUCGACGCUCUGGGAUAACGUUUCAAAGGUCAAUAGACUGAUAGAGCUUUGGCUACCUGUGCUGGAAUAUAUUGUUUUUUCUUCACACAGUUUGCGAGGCAGCUGGGUUUGAAGUUUUAUGAAACAAGUGCAAAAACAAAAGAAAACGUUCAAGAGGUAACUAUUAAGUAUUCGUUUGUUUGUUUUCAAGUUGUUAUUUUCAUAAAUGGUUCAGCUGACUCCAUAUUUAGUGGACUCCCUGUAUGCAGAGAGCUUCGUAUAUAUUUAAAAAAAUCGAUUUCUCUGAGAGCAUUUAUUAGUAGCUUUUCUUUCAAAAGAUUAUCUGUUUCUGUCGAAGCAAACGUGAUAUACCUGUAUCUUAUAAAUGUAAAAAUAUAAAAUUAUGCACACUACAUGUGCCUAACACCUGAACAGCAGAAACCGGUAACGGUCUUUGAGAAAGUCUACCCUUCCCUCUUACUAUUCAACUUUUCAAAGACUUUGGGAAACUACCCACCUACCCCUACUUUAACUCAACAUUUUGCCAUAAGUAGGAAGGAGGUGCUGACGUUGGGUUAGGGGAGAGGUUGGUGGGAAUCUCAGUUCCUCAUUUUCUAAAAUCAGUACAAGUCUUUGGGAAACUAGUCACCACAUCAGUGGGAAGUUCGUGUCAACGUUGGGUUAGGGGAGGUGCAAGUGGGCAUUUCAUGAUCCAACACCUUCAUUCAGUGGAAGGCCUCUACCCCAGCUAUUUUAUUGGCUGUUUUCCCUGUUGCCGAAUAUUUCAACUUUCUCGACCUCAAUACAUCCACAGUAUGAGGGCGUCUGAGGAAAGGAAGGUUAUGCGCGAGAAAGAAAGAACUGCGACAACACGAUGAAAAGCUGUGGAUAUAAACACUCCCACGCGUUAUUGGUAGUAAAAUUUAAUUGUUAAUUGUUGUUAACAUUUACUGUAUGAUACGUGCAUGCCAUCAAUGUUUGACUCUAGCUUAGCUUAAGCGACAAUUGCCAACGACUGCUGAAUUGGUUAUUUUCGGGACAUUUGUUAGAGAUUUGAAAUCUACUUGUACUUGAUUUACGUGUGAGUGGUAAACAUGAGACGUCUACGCUUAACUUUUACCUAUAGGUGUUUGAAGAGCUGGCGAAAAGCAUGAAGUAUGCAAAUCACCCUAACCUAGUAAGUUGAAAAUCCUCCACAUUAUCUCCAGAGUCGUGUAUAUUAUGUUUCUUAGACUGCAAAACAGUCGGUUUUUUCCUCAAAAUCAGUAAAGAAAUCGGUAACGCGUGGCAUAAGAGUCUUAUGCGCGCGAACCGCGCUAGCCUCACACGCCCGUAGGGCGUGUGAGGCGUGAGAGAAAAAACCGACUGUCCGUUUUCCAUACAAUGAGUUCGUUCCGACCAGGGGGUUCAAAAAUGUCGUCGGGCUGUCAAAAAUCUGUUCACAACCCCGCCCUCUUUAUGAAAUCGAUACACUCGGUGAUUGAUUUCGAGGGAGAAUACCGCGUGUUAUUGUCUCCUCUUGGCUUCGAAUCUUGACGCUGUAAUCCGGUAAUUCUAAAGCAUUUUUUGGCGUUGCUUCUCUGUGAAAUGUAGUAUAUAUAGUGGAGGAUCAAAAAUGAGUGGAAGUGGCAGUACAACAACAAAGCCUGCCUGCUCCUCGAAGAGGGAGAAAGCCGAAAGUGCCAAGCGCUUCGGAUAAAUUGUAGAAUGUGCGGCUGUUGUUUCAAAACACAGUUCGGCAAUUUUACGAGUGGAUGGAUAAGCUCGGAAAAUGUGUUUGUUGCGCCUACCAGAAAAGGAGAAACGUUACCAAAGUGGGCCGACCUACAAAGAAACGAAAAGUUCGUUGUCCCCAAGGAAGGAGAAUCUCUCUCCACAAGAGUUUUCUCCUCGUGCGGAACAAAGGUUAGAAACUACCCCGGGAAACUGCACGGCGAUGCUUUCGCAAAUUAGAGAAGAACUGAACACGCCAACUGACAAUGAACAAUUAUUGCGAUUGAAAAGAAUGAGUAAAUCCCCUCAUUCCAAUCCCCGUCUUGGUGAUUUAGCUCUGUAAAUCACUAUCUGUGAGAAUUUAAAAUCCUGCUAAAAACCCUAACGAGCUGGGCCCAGCGUGACAAAACGUUGCAGGAAAUAGUCACAUUCACGGACAUAAAAAAAAUCGCUUAAAAUUAUUCAAAUCCAGGAGGCACUUUGGAGAAAUAAAACAACCUAAAACCCUUAAUCAGCCGCAAUGAAGAGCUUUACAUUUCUAAAGGGGCCAAGAAAGAAAAUGCUCUUGCAUCAGAGGGCAAAUCAUGCCGACCAGAGAAAAUCAAUAUGCGUGUCACGACCUGUCAGUAUGAAAUAUAUUUAAUAAGCGGCCAAAAUUCUCGAUUGCUCAGUCAAAACGUUUUCCUCCAAAGCAUAAUCUACUCGACAGAGAAAACAAUCCAUUGGAACAAGCAGCAUUUUUGCGUGAGGUGAAAGUCGUGUGUUUCCUACCGAUCCCCCUUUUUUAGCCAGGCAAGAUAACAAUGACAGUCGGCCGUUGAACAGAACUUGACGAACUCUUUGCAUGAAACACAUCUGAUAAAUGAGGCUUUUGUCAAAUUCUGUUGGUAGAACACAGAAAACAUCCUUUCUCCUGAGCAGUAACUCCAGAGCUUCCCUCUGCUCCGAUUUUAAAACAAAUCCCAAUUCUUGCGAGCAUAUCCGGCCGAUCCAUCAUUUUACGGCGAAAGCUUUAGCAAUUCAUUUCGGUAGGGAAUAUCCCGAAUGACUUGUAGAAAACAUUACUUGACAGCUUGGUGACAGCUUGCAUCGAAAUUUAGCCAAUGGGAAUUGCCCGUGGCUGGGAGAAGCGGGUAAUUCGAACGAAUAUAACGUAUGCAAAACGGACAGUCCGUACUUUUAGCGUCCCUCCCCAGUCUCGCUCUCUGUUUUCAGCCUCGUUCCACACCUUUUGUUUGACUGCUCGCGCGUACUUGAAUACGCAAAAAUACGGACUGUUUUGCAGUCUAUAUGUUUCUUUGAGAUAGUAUUUAUUUAAAGAAAGAAACACCGAAAUAAAUGCCUCUCUAAACUGUCAAACUAUCAAUAACUGACAUCUUUGAAUACGCCCAGUACCGCUCGAAAUAAAAUUAUUGCUCUUUGAAGCACGUGAAAUAAGAAAGAUGUUCUUUGAAGACUACAGCCGAUGAUUAUGAAAUUCCCUUCCACUUAUGAAUUAGUUUCAGUUUUCUCCUUUCUAUUUUGUGAAAGAAGGUACUACUUUUGUCAUAAGUAGAAUUAUCGUGUAAGAGCCGCGGAAUAUGUGACGAAAACGCUUGUUAACGCACCUUGAAAUCACGAAAACUUCCUUUGUUUGUCACAAAGACAGCGUAUAGUAUAGAGCGAUUUUCCUAUGACCUUGAAAUGAAAACGCGCGAACAAAACAGAAACAACAAACGAACGGAAAUAGAGCGAUUUGAUUGGUUUAUCGAACGGAUACAAACGCGAGUGGCUUUUGGUUGGUUAAGCGAACACUCGGGAGAAAAAACGUCAUGCCUGAGAACUUUCUAGAAAUCAACCGAUACUUCACCUUCACGUCAUACUGCAACACGAUUGAUCAAUGGAACAAUGCCUUCUCCAUAUUAGGGUUUUCUUUGGCGGGAAAACGAAGAGUCCAUGUUUUGAUCUUUUCAUCCAUUGGCUGAUAGAACAAAUAACGAACACUUUCCGCUGAAACCAUUUUUAAGGUUCAUACGAAAAUGUUUCUACUACAUUAGAAGCGAUUAGAAACCAAACCCCGUUUAUAUGGAGAAAACCUGUCCUGGGUAGAAGGGUCACUCGCCUACCCGAGCCACCCUGGCCGAUACAACGUUUCAUACUUUCCCUAACCGCCUUUUUUACGUGGUCAUCCGAGCCACAUGGCUGACGCCUAGCCGUUUUUAAAAACAGCCAAAGGCAGUACCUUGUCGCUUAGCCUGCGAAAACAUCCGUUUCUCCUCGCUCUUCGCCGCCGGGGACGUUUCGCGAGGAGGAACGUCUGCGACUCAGCGACAGAAAUUCCAUACUGAUGACGCAAACCAAUGUUUACAUAAUAAAUCCAGUAGUCGUGGGGUUCCAAAGACAAAUUUGUCCAAUUUCACGUGUCUUCUGAUCGAUUUUGGUAAAGUGUUCUGUUCAUCUGCCAACGAGCUCCAGCAAAACUCAAAUGCUUCUUCUAGAGAAGACUAUAUUCCAUAAAUAUUGACUAUUUUGUUAGAGAUUCUUCGUGUUUACAUUUGACCUUUGCGGCCUUUUGUCUUUUGUCUGUCAUUCGUAAACAAUAGCUAAAACAAUGUAACUACUCCAUCGACCAAUCAGCGCUUCUGACCGGAUUCCGGACAGAUUUUACGUCAUCAGUAUGGAAUUUCUGUCGCUGAGUCGCAGACGUUCCUCCUCGCGAAACGUCCCCGGCGGCGAAGAGCGAGGAGAAACGGAUGUUUUCGCAGGCUACUUGUCGCUCAGAUAUCUUACAGGUGUACUAGACCCUGGUUGGGAAUCGAACCCGCAACCUCCCGCUCUACACGUCACCGCUAUAUCGACGGAGCUAAUUCUAGCCUGCUUGGCAGGCGUCAAAAUAAGUAGGGGAGGAAAGGGAAAGAGAAAAAGGGACUAGCUGUUUUUUCUCCCCCACCCCUUCCCCUCCCCCGCCGCGUUUGACCCCUGCCACUCAGGCUAAGGUAAUUCCGUCUUCAUCUCGCUUGUCCCGCAUGAAGUGAAUUUUGCUGAUUGACCUUUGCCACGAAUGGCAUUUACAUACACGUUUUGAAAUUCCUAGGUGUUGGAUGGAGAUCAUGGGGAUUUUGAUUUUGUAGACGGCUUUACAUUACAGUCAUGUGACUUCCCAGAGCGGACAACGAAUUCUCAUAACUGCUGCAAAGUCAAAUAGUUUCACCAUGGAGAUAAGAGGACGUUGUCUAAUUAGUAUUUCUAUGUCUAUGCUCGUGAGAAUAGGUUCUCGUUCAUUUCUUUUACUGUUUUAUCCUUACCGUACAUUUUUAAAUUAU